This is a messenger RNA of Astyanax mexicanus (Mexican tetra), 4223 nucleotides long. It is a transcript of the gene vwa3a, whose product is annotated as von Willebrand factor A domain containing 3A. Lineage: Eukaryota; Metazoa; Chordata; Actinopteri; Characiformes; Acestrorhamphidae. The coding region runs from base 85 to 3537 and encodes 1150 amino acids. The transcript is spliced from 33 exons. The record is from RefSeq and is a predicted model, not a curated record.
AGAACACCGGCGGCGGCGGUGCGGCAGCGGCGGGGUUAGGAGCAUUGGGUCCGGGCAGCUCCAGAAAUUCCUAACCUAUCCAGCAUGGCUGAAAGUAGCGGGUCUUUCAGGUCAUCUAAAAACAACCACAAUACCCUGCUGUGCAAGAAGGAGCCUGCGCACAAGCACAAUGGUGUCUCUUUCACAAAACCAUACGGCAGUGAAAAAUGCAAUGUAAAGAGGCUGCUGGAGCAGGAGGAGGGUGUAGAUGAUUGGAGGAGCUCAGUGGAGUGGUUGGAGGAGUGCAGUUUGAACAGUUAUGGACUUACUCUCACCCACCUCUUUUCUCACUGUUCCACAGCUGCUACUUCUUCAAGAGAUGAUGGGGUGUCCACACAGCUGGAGAUCGACUCAAAGAAACUUUUUGAGACACAGCUUUACCAAGUGACUGACCUGUACCACAGCAGAAUACAGUGGCUAAAUCAAGGCAGCAGGAAGAUGUUUGGGAUAGUGAAAGGAUCCAGACUUGGAGUUCUUAUCGAUGUAUCUGAUGUGAACUGCUCUGAAGAGAGGCUGGAGGACCUACAGCACCACCUCCUGCUUCUGAUUGAGGAACAGUUUAGAAUGAAGAAGGUUCUGCACUUCAUGUCCUUUGGCACAGAGCUCAGCAGCUUGUGGACUGGACCUAAAGAAGUCACUCCACUGAGGCUAAAGGAAUCACAGCAGUGGGUUCUGCAGCUGGAACCGAGUGGAAGCUGUAACCUGCUGCAGGCUUUAAAAACAGCCUGCAGUCACACACAGCUCGACUCCCUGCUCAUCAUCUUGGGCUCCUGUCCUGACCAGGAUACAGAUAGUAUUUUUAACUACAUGACCCAAGAAGUGCAGGAAAAAGUAACUUCUAUCCAUGUGGUGGCCUACAACACCUGUAAUCAAGUUGCUAUUGAAAAUGUCAAAAACAUUGCUAAAGUCACAGAGGGAAGAUAUCACCUUUUUUCUGCUGCACUGGGUGUUGUGGACAGCAGUAGUGACUUGGAGCCUCUGUGGGCUGAGAUUAAAUCUGCUAGAGAUGUUCUUGACCACAUUCACUGCAUGAGCCAUGGGCAGCUUGAAGAUUUGACCGUCCCUGUUAUGUCUGAGAUCUCAGAGGAUUUGGAUUGUCUGUCCCUGUCCGAUUUGAAGUCAGAUCCACACGAUGGCAGUGCUGCUCUGUGCAUCCAACCCCCAACUCUUCUGCCCACCACCUCUGCUGAGUGGCUGAAAACCAAUGGCAUGAAAGCCAAGAAGCUCAGCCUGUACCAGGUCCUGGCUCCCAAUGUUUACUCCCCAAAGGAGAGCUUUGUUCCCAUCCUGAGAAAGACAGUCCACUCAACAGUGCAUGAGAAAGCCAUGGUCCAGUUUGAGUGGCAUGAUGGCACAGUGAAGAACGUACAUGUUGACCUGCCCCUGCUGCAGAAUUACCAGAAGCGUCUGCUGGAGGCUGAGCAGGUGUUGGAGGACAGAGCAGCGUGGUUGAGCAGUACUGGCAGCAGGCAGAUUUGGGGAGCAGUGUGUGAACAGAGAGUCCACGUUCUCCUGGACAUGUCUGCGAUGAACAACCACUACCAGCUGCACAUCCAGCACGCAGUCCGUCUGCUGCUGCAGGAGCAACUGCCCAGCACACACAGCUUCAACAUCACAGCUUUUGGAUCAGACAUAAAACAAUGGAAGGAGCAAAUGGUCCCCCCUACCAGCGAAAACCUUCAGGAUGUCUGGCAGUGGAUUCAGGGUCUAGAAUGUGGAGGAGACCGUUACACGUUAGCAGCUAUUCUACAUGCAGCAGAGGCAGAAUUAAGCACUGAUUCCUCUCUGACCUCAGGAGUUUAUCUCUUCACCACUGGAAUGCCGGACCAGGACCCUGUGACAGUCUCUACAUACAUGUCAGAAGUCUGUAAUAAUCCACGUCUGAAGAUCCAUGUGAUUCUUUUUGCUGGAGAGAACAUGCUGGCUCGUUCCCUGACACCUCGCUACGUGACCUGGGCUGAGACGGCUCAGGUGCUGCGGGGUCUUGCACAUGCGAGCAAAGGCCGCUUCCACUGGAUAACUGACACAGGUAUAGUGGAGAGUGAUGACGUCAUUGCCCUAAUUGGAGAAAUGGAGACGGCUGCUAAUUACUGGCAGAAGUGCUGUGAGUUACUGGAUUCUCUGGUUCAGAGGAGCUCCAGCAGAAUGGAUGCAGAAGAGGCCCAAUCUCAAGAGUGCUGUAACCCAGUCCAGUGCUCCCAGACUUGGACGCGAGGGCACAAACUGCCCCCUCCGAGACCCACACAGCUGAGCUUGGCCAGGCUGGAGAGUAAGGAGGGGAAGAGAUCACAAACAUGGAGACCAAGCAGUGCUAAAGCAGUCAUUCCUCCAGCACAUCCAGUGGACAGUUGGAAACCAGCCAGGCAAGUAAACUCUGCCAAACAGAGGAAGACCAAAAUAACACAAUCUGUUUUCUACUUGGAAGACGGCAACCUGGGGACAGUUUUUAAGAAAUAUCUAAAGCCCAAGAGUGUUCAGAAGUAUAUCAGCACCGUUACAAUUCCUAAACAGGAGGACAUCUGCUCCACCAAACAGUGGCUAAAAUCGUUUGGUAUUAGGAGUCAGAAACUUGAUCUGCACAAGUUAGUGUCUGGACCUGAAUGCACUCAUCGCAAGAAACUGGUGCGGACUGUACACAAGAGCGUAUCUGCAAAGUACUGCGCCAUUUUUCCUAGUGUACAAGUAAAUGGAAGUGUGCGACAUCUUCUUCUGAGCCCGGCUGAGUUAAAGCAGUACCUGAUUCAGGUGGAGAAAGUUCUGCAGCGCUAUGCUCAGAGGAUGCAGUGGCUGCUCUCAGGCAGCAGGCGUGUGUUCGGCUGUGUCGUGGAGAGGGCUGUAUGUGUUGUGCUGGACGUGUCCGGCUCCAUGGCCCCCUGUGUGCCCGAGCUGCAGAAGGAGCUAGCCUCACUGAUCUGGGAGCAGCUGCAUGCUAACAGUGUGAGGUUUAGCAUGGUGGCGUUCUCUGGAGAGGUGCGAGUGUGGCAGGUGGAGCUGGUGGAGGCCUCAGAGGAGCGGUGUAAAGAGGCUGUACAGUGGCUGGGUCAGCUCAGCACCCAUGGGGGCACCUCCAGCCUUCAGGCCUUGCAGGCGGGGUGUGCGUUUGGAGAUUCGUUGGGUGUGUAUCUGAUCACUGAUGGUAGGAAUGACUGCAGCUGCAGCCUUGUGUUGAAGGAGGCUGAAAGACUGACCGCUGGGAAACACAUCACUAUUCACACCAUCGCUUUCAACUGCCAGGACAGAACAGCCAAGGAGUUUCUGAGGAAGCUGGCCCAUAAAACUGGAGGCCGAUUCCACGAGGCACCCUCAGAAUCUCACACAGCUGCAGCCAGCGAACUCCUUACCAGCAGCUUCAGUGUAGGGGAGGAUUCAGAGCUUCCAUCAUUUGAAGGCGAUGAUCUAAGGAGGCUGAGUGAAGAGAUGGAAAAGUUGAGGAUGUUUCAGAAGCAAGCCAGAGCAUUCAGGGAGAUUUUAUUAUCGAAGAAUCCAGAAGCAGAAUAACUGUGAGAACGACAAAAGGACAAACCGAUAAAAACAGCUUCAUAUUUUUUUCAUAUUUUUGGACUGCAGCAAAUUUGAAAGUUUACGGCCUGGAUACUUUGUGUGUCCUAAGUAUCAAGAUUAUACUUGGAUAAGACCAAACCACAUACUAAUAUACAAGUUUAAACACACCCAGAACACAUUUGUAACAACAGUAAUUAAAAAGCCCAUUGGUCAGCUGGUCCGAGACAAAUUUAAGCCAAAUGUUAUACCAGUUAUUUUUUAUUAUUUUAUCUCUUUUUCUCCCCAAUUUGAAAGGCCAAAUACCCAACCCGCUCAUUAGUCUUUCCUAUCAUUAGUAAUGCACCCAGCACUAGGUUGUUGGAGGCCAGCACAUGCCUCCUCUGAUACAUGUGAACUCAGACUCCGGUUCUACCCAAAUUGGAAAAGCGCAGCGCAGCAACCCAGCUCUGUUACAUCAGCUAACAGACACAUGUGCUAACCAACUUAACAUAGGAUCAAAGAGGGGAGAGAGUGACAUCAACCCACUCACCCACAGAGCACAACCAAUUGUGCUCUCUCGGACUCCGGCUGCUGAUGGUAAACAGCAUGAUCCAGGAUGCAAACCAACAGUCCUCGGAUCAGAGUCUCAUAGCCUUAUUUCACUGGAUCACAAGCUUUUUUUAAAUAAAUGUUACUCUUGCAGA